Pelobates cultripes (western spadefoot toad) is the source of this 27132-nucleotide messenger RNA. NCBI's taxonomy places the organism in Eukaryota, Metazoa, Chordata, Amphibia, Anura, Pelobatidae. The record is from the annotation of a GenBank genome assembly.
CUGGUUUAUUGACCUGCCAGGACCUAGCUCAGCAUGCCUAGUCACACUGUAUCUCUGCUCACUCCCCAGGAAUAAGGUAACAGAAAUCACCAGCACGCACCAUGGGCACUGACGAUCUGGGGAACAAUGAGGAAGAAGAGGAGGACCCCGAGCUGUCAGACAGGGGGGCAAGGAAUGGGAUCCCAACACUAGAGGACAUGAAGGGCACCUGGUGUGACAAUGAGAGCCACCAGCCGGCUGACAUCAUGGAAGAAGGGGACAACCCCUUUACUCCUGACUGUCCCCAAACAGGGGACCACCAAGAGAGGAGCUGCUGUGUCCGACUGAUAGUGACCGAUGAACAGACUGGUAAGACACGUGUACACAGAGAGGGGAGGGAAAUGUAACUCAGAGCCAGUUUAUGUCUAUUAAUAAAUGCACAUAAUGUUAUUUAUUGAGUGUAAAACCUGGGCUCCCUCGCUAGUAUCCAUGCUACAAUGACACACGAGGCACACCACACACAGGGUUAACUGCACCAGUUACAAAGGGAUUCCUUAGCAAAGAAGAAGACAGGUAACCUAGUAACAGAAUGAAAUCCUGCCAGUGUUCUACUGAAAACUGAUACACUUACAUAAAAAAAAAAAAACAACAUUUAAAAAACAAACAAUAGUUUAUGUACGUUUUAUAAGAAACAAAAAAACCACAGUGCUAUGCAAUCAGUUAAACAUGUCUCCCUUUCAUUCUGAAAGAAAGCUAUUGUUAUAAUAGUUAUAUAAUUAAAAGCCUACAGUUACAUAAUUAAUGAGACAAAAGACAAAGGGGUGCAUUCCCUAAACAUUGAACUGAAUUGUCAUGCCAAAAGCAUGAGUUGGUGUUUUAUGUGUGUUGAGAUAUGUUAAGAGUUGUUUUUUUGUAAACCUUGGGAUGACAUUUAUUGUGGUCUUUGAUCUUGCACCAGAGCUGGACACAAGGAAUUGCAUAGAGUGGGCAAUAAACUGCCAGACCAACCCCCUCUGAUCCCCAGGGGUCUGCCCACUGAGAAAAAACUAGUUUAGAUAUAUAAUGAGGGUGCUGGGUUAUCCAGAGAGUUUUUCAUUUUUCUUUGGUCAGCAACUUUUAGGAGACCUAUACCAUCUAAGUCUCCCACAAGAAUUCUGUAUGGGGUAAAUAUAUGUAAGGAAUUUCUUGUGUUUUCUCCUAUUUUAUUUUAUGUACUGUUUUGCAAUUUGUUAUCUGUAUGUCAUUUAUUUCUGUAUUUUGUACUCAGCACUGUGAAUCUUUUUUGUCAGAUUAAAUGUUUACUUAAAGGACCUCUAUAGGCUUGAUGAAGUGGUCUGGGUGCCUGGUCCAGCCAGGGUUAACCCAUAGAAAGCAGAGAAACUGCUAUGUUUAUAAUAGGGUUAAUCCAGCCUCUGGAGCCUCUGGAGCCUCUGGAGCCUCUAGUGGCUGUCUCAUUGACAGCCGCUAGAGGCGCUUGCGUGCUUCUCACUGUGAAAAUCACAGUGAGAAGACUCCAGCGUCCAUAAGAAAGCACUGUAAAUGCUUUCCUAUGAACUGGCCUAUGAACUCCUGCCGCGCAUGUGCAUUCAGCCGAUGACGUUGCUAUGGAGGAGGAGAGCUCCCCGCCUGGCGCUGGAGAAAGGUAAGAUUUUAACCCCUUCCUCUCCCCAGAGCCCGGCGGGAGGGGGUCCCCGAGGGUGGGGGCACCCUCAGGGCACUAUAGUACCAGGAAAACGAGUAUGUUUUCCUGGCACUAUAGUGGUCCUUUAAUCAGCUUGUGUCUCUGUUCUCUAUGAGCUUCACUCUCCAGAGGAAGGCUCAGGUAACCAUGUUACCAAAAAGGGUUAAUUAUAUGUGUUUGAUCAGUAAAAGUAGAACUGUGAUUCUAUAAUUCACCUGUGUGUGGGGUAACCUAAGACGCCCGGGUUUAAAGUCUUGGUGGUGGCAGUAAAGGGGGUUAGUGUAGAAGGGUUUGCAGGUUAAUUGAGUGGUGCUGGGACUAGCAACAGGUAACUAGGGGUCUGGUGUCAUUAACCCUGUCACUUCCACACUCUCCCCACUGUCUCGGCUGGGCCUAUAGCCCACGCUCGUGACAUGAAUGAAUGUCGGCAACAGAGUAAAACUGUUUUAGAUAAUUAAGCAAGGUAAUUAUUUAUUUAUAACUCAGCCACAAGUCAUUGUUUAGUGUUUUUGUGUUUAGUGGGUAAAACCACCUGAUCCAGUGGUGGUUGAACCCGGUACAACAGGUAUUUGUGAACCAAAUUUCCCAGGAUUCACUGUAAUUUAUCAGUGUAAUAAAUAAGAUGGUUUAGUAAUUAGGCCUGUCUGAGUUAUCAGAGUGCUUUUGUGCAGAUGUUUUUGUGAAAAAUGCCUGACAGAACUGUGCAAAUAAAAAAAAUUCAAAUAUAUAUAUUUUUUUCAAAUAUUAACUAUUAAAAGUCAUCCGAUUUGUUAAAGGAAACCGCUAGUGUUAGCAAUAGAAAGCUGCAUUCCUAACACUAAGGGGUCUUUCUCUCCCUACCCCCCCCCCCAGUGACAGGUAAAGGGUUAAAAAAAUCCUUUAUGCGCUUACCUGAUUCCAGUGCCAAUGUCCCUCGCCGCUGGGUCGGGCUCCCCCUCUACUGACGGUAGUCAAUUGGAAGGUCCUAAUGCACAUGCACAGAAAGUGCCAAACCCCUAUGGGGUUUUAGAAGACGCAGGGCAAGAUGUCCAGCGGCAUUUCAGAACUCUGUAAAAGGCCAGGAAACGCCUCUAGUGGCUGUAUUAACUUUGCAAUGUAAACACUACAGUUUCUCUAAAACGGCAAUGUUUUACAUUGCAGGAUUAAGGGGACAGGGACAGUCCACCCAGACCACUUAAAUGACAUGACGUAAUCUGGGUGCCUAUAGUGUCACUUUAUUGUAUAUUUCAUGGUUAUUCUGACUCUGCCCGUCACCCGUCCGAGGUCAAUGAAACAAACAUCAACGACAUAGAUCUAAUAAUAACAUUUACACCACAGACUGUAAUUGAAAGCUGUAUAGAUCUAAAAGUAACAUUUGUGGUAUAGCAGAGCAGUGUGGGAGAACCACUAAUAGCUGCUGUGACAAGAAACCUGUAAUUUUACUCAUCUUAACUUUCAUACAUUGGGAUUAUUUACUAAACCGUGAUCUGUGGAAAUGUACAAAGAAAUUUCAAAUUCUAGGACAAAAUAGGAAAAUCCCCCAAAUUCUCCAAUUCAGCUUUUUUUUCUACGAUUGAUCCUUUAGUGAGUUAUUCUUUUUGAAGGGAAGUAUUUGUGUACUAAGCACUUUUGAUGUUGCCGAGCACAUUGGACAGUAACAUACAAUAUUUUUUGCUUGUUCAGCUUGUAAUUAAUUAUUGUGAAUCAUGUAAUAAGUAGAAAACCACAAUUUAGACAAAGCCAAACUAUAGUCACAAGAAACAAUUUAUUAUAAUUGUUCUGGUGAGUAUAGUCAGUCCCUUUAGGCUUUUUGCUGUAAACACUGCCUUUUCUGAGAAAAGGCAGUUUUUACAUUGCAGCCUAGGAACACCUCUAGUGGCCACUCCUAAGGUCAGUGCUGCACAGUGUGCAGUACUGACGUUCAGGGUCUCCACGCUCUACAUGGAGUACACGUUUGUGUUCCUGACCCUAUAAUGUUCCUUUAAUUUUAUAAUAAACAUUUUAUAAUAAUACUACAAGAACUAGAAGACAAUAAUAAUAAAGUAGUACAAGUGCAGAAUAUAGUUUAAUGGAAGGCACACUUUAGUGUUUAGAAUAUAAACCCAGAUUCAUAACUCUAUAGUAUCCUAGUUGCAGGUCAGUUCCUGCCUAGCCCACUGAAAAAGGUCCAAACUUACUUUUCUCCAGUACCAAGACUCCCUUGUUGCUGACGGCCGCUCCGCCUCCAGUGACUUCAUCUGACUCUCUCGCUGAUAGCCAAUCCAAUGCUCUUCAUAGAAGCGUAUUGGGGACUGACACUCAUGUACGUCAUGCGCAGCAUGCGUAUCCAAAUGCUUCUCAUAGGACUACAUUGAAUUCAAUGCUUUCCUAUGAUCCACAACAUUUUACUUGUUUGUUGCUCAGAGAGCCACUAGAGGUGUGUUUAACCCUUUAAUUUAAAAAAAGCAGUUUUUACUAAACUAAAAUGUUUUACAUUACAGGGUUAAAAUGACAGGACCACUGCUCACAGACAAGUUUAAUAUUGUACUAUGAGGCAGAAGCCUACAAUCUUUUCUAUAGUUGUGGAGAUGGGGGCAAUUACCACCCCCCCCCCCCCUUUCCAGCUCUGUCCCGUUACUAAGUAUAGUAAACACAUCUGUGAAGUUCUGAUAUGAUCAAAAUGUGCUGCUAUGGAACAUGUUGGUGCCAUAUUUAAUAAUUGAAUGCAGUACCAUUUUAAAUAGGUGAGGAGUUAUCAAUGUCUGGACUCCUUACGCAGCUAAUACCAUGAUAAUCUGGAAAGUAAAAGCCUGCAGGCAGUAAGGUAUUAGCAGGAAAUAAUUCAAUUAUCAGAAUGACUUUGCACGAAUGGUUCUGUUGCAAUAGCAAUGAGGUAAGGCACAUGGAGACUACUGAAAGGGUGACUGAGAUGUUCCACAAACUAAGUUUAUUGUGUUCUGCAAAGCCACUGGACAUUCUAAUAGACAUGCCUGCAGUUCCGUUUCUGCAGGGACUGUCAGUAAUCAAUGGUUAUUAGCCAAUACUUUAACUACUAUUUUAGGUAAUAUUUUUAUGUUGAACCAAUGAAGUUGUAAAUCUGCAUUGCAGAAACAUCCUGUUGAUGUAAUGUUGUGCAAAACAUGUUAGGUCAUCUACUGACUCGUAGGCACAUGGUAUAUGUUCCUGGAAAUAUUUUUUAUAAAUAUUCAAAUAUCUCAACUUAGAAAUUAAAAGGAGCAGUAAACUUUUUUUUUAACAGAUUGAUAUAUUUGAAUAGUCUUAGUUAUGGCCAUUUCGUAUCGAAAAUGGAAUGGCAACUAAGGAAAUUAAAACUAUCUUAUUAUACGCAAGGGAAUAGCGCAGGAAGAAUGUUAGCGAAUCAAUUAAAAACUAAGUAUUUACAGUCAAAAUUACCCUAUAUGUCAAUGUCAGAUAAUAACAAUGUCAAAUUAUAUAACCCUCAGGAUAUAGUCGAGGAGUUAGCGUUUUUUUACGCUAAGCUAUAUAACCUACAGUCUGAUAUUAACACAUAUCAACCCUCUAGAGUAGAAAUACAAAAUUAUCUGAAAGAAGUAAAUCUUCCGUGCAUUACGCCAGAGCAAGGUUUAUCCCUGAAUGCACAGAAGAGGCGGUUAGAGAAGCAAUUCGAAAACUUCCUAACCAUAAGGCACCGGGCCCAGAUGGGUUUCCAAAUAAUUAUUAUAUAGUUUUUGAGGCCCAACUGGUCCCGCACCUUACCAAACUUUUCAAUUAUUUUAAAAAUUCAGGUACAAUACCCAAAGAGAUGUUAGUAGCCCAUAUAAUUACGAUACCAAAACCAGGCAAAUCACCAACACUAUGUGCAAAUUUAAGACCCAUUUCAUUAUUAAAUUCUGAUACAAAAUUAUAUGCUAAAUUACUGGCAGCACGCCUAAAACCGUUAAUAGUGGAUCUGGUUUCACCAGAACAAGCGGGAUUCAUCCGUAAUAGACAACCAGGAGACAACACAUGCCACUGCUUAAAUUUAAUUACUUGGGCACAUCUUAGUAACCAACAGGGUUUAUUGCUGGCACUCGACUCUGAAAAAGCGUUUGACCGCUUGAAUUGGCAAUACAUGGAAGAAGUAUUUUUGAGCAUGGGUUUCCCUUUAGCAUUUCUUCAAAGUAUUUUAGUUCUUUACUCUCGACCAGCAGCGCAAAAAAGCAAUUCUGGUUUUCUUUCCCGUCUGUUGUAUAUAACUAAUGGCUCCAGACAGGGAUGCCCUCUUACACCAUUAAUCUUUAUUUUGUGUAUGGAGCCCUUAAUAAGACAUGUUAAAAACAAUAAAGGGAUAGAGGGACUGAAUACCCCUACGGGUGUCUCAAAAAUAGUUCUUUAUGCGGAUGAUGUUUUGCUUUUUUUAACUAAUCCAGAUUUAUCAAUUCCAAUUUUAUUAAAGACACUGCAAAGAUUUGGAGAGAUAUCAUAAUGUAAAAUUAACCAAAAAAAAUCUCAAGCAUUGUCUAUUGGUCUUCCCACAUCUGUGGUACACGCAUAUCAAUUCCAAUUUUAUUAAAGACACUGCAAAGAUUUGGAGAGAUAUCAUACUAUAAAAAUAACCCCCAAAAAUCGCAAGCAUUGUCUAUUGGUCUUCCCACAUCUGUGGUACACGCAUUUUGACUGGCAGAAAAAGUCAAUAACAUACUUAGGAAUUAAACUUCCUUCCACACAUAAUUUAAUUAUAAAAGAGAAUCAUAUACCACUUAUAAUUAAACUAGAGCAACAAUUGAGAAAAUGGGAAGCCAAAAGCAUAUCUUGGCUGGGCCGAAUACACACUAUAAAAAUGAUGGUUUAUAUAUUCAUAUAUUUUGUACCUCUUCUGUACUCUCCCAAUUGCUAUACUGAACACAAAUUUCAAAUUUUAAUAAAAGCACACAUUUGGAAAAGGAAAGCUCCCAUAGUAAAGCAGAACUUACUGUGGCUUCCAUAUGAGAAAGGUGGCCUUGGUAUUCCGAAUGUUAAAAUGUAUUAUAAAGCAUCAAUAUUAGCACAAGGCAUAUCAGUAUUAGAACGAAUACCUUCCCCUUUGUGGUUAGCAUUAGAAAACGCUUGCAUGCAUCAAGGCACAUUACCACAAGCCUUGUGGACAGGUAAAAUAAAAAUAGGGAAGAAAAAUGAUAUGCUACCAGUUACCAAAACACUACUUCAAAUUUGGAAACAAAUUAUCCCCAAAAUUGUAGAUGAUAAGAUUUUGCUAUAUGCAGCCCCGCUACAGAUUAUUACUGCCUUCACAUCAGACUUACGAGUGGACACCUGGUUAAAUCAUGGUGUCACACAGGUUCGUUUUUUUUUUUUUUUUAUAAUACUAUAGGCAUUAAGCAAUUCCCUGAAAUACUUAAAGAUUAUUCUAUACCUCCGAGAGAGUUGUUUUCCUACCUACGCAUUAGGAAUACACUUCAUGGAUUUAAUAUAAAAAUAGAAGAAAUGAAAACACUUCCGCCUUUGAUAUACAAAUGUAUUGGGUGAAUUACCGAUUAUUAAAACUUUAUCAUUAUCUUAUAACAUUAUGAAUAUAGGGAAUGAAGCAAAACCUAUAUAUAUACAGAAAUGGGAGUUAGAUUUAGAUUUAGGUUAUUAAUUUUCUUUAUCCAAAUGGCAUCAGGCAAUAAAGCUAACCAAAAGGGCAUCAUGUAAUUUACAACACUGGGAAUCAUACUGUAAAUUGUAUAUGCGUUGGUACCUGGUGCCAACUAGGAUAGCUCAUAUAUACGCAGGGGCAUCAAAUUUAUGCUGGCACUGCCUUAAACAGGAGGGCACUCUAUAUCAUUCACCACCCCUCCCUGAUACAAUCCUUUAUAAGAACGUAAAUUACUCUUUUGAUUUGGAUCGAGUGGAAGUGAUAGUUUUCAGUGGUUUCUCUUAACUUUAAACAAAUGAAUACUGAUUAAAAAAAAAAAAAUAGAGAAAGGAAAAGAAUUUGAAAAAUAUUAUUGUAAUCAAUUGUCUUACAUGAAUUAAUGCAUACUGUUAUGUGAAUAAUAUUGUUUUUAAUAGUGUGUAAUUAUAGACUAAACUAUGUACUGUUCCCUUUUUCCCACUUCUCUCUUCUGUAUCCCAAUAUUAUAUAUAUAUAUAAAUGCAUAAAAUAUUAACAAUAAAAAAAUUAUACAUUAAAAAAAAUUAAUUAUGGCCAUUUCGUUCCAUCAUAAUGCAGAAAAAUAAGAAAAAUCUCAUCCUCUGAUAUUGUAAAACCAAAUCGAAAUUCUCUGACAUUGCCCCAAAUUAAAAACUGUCCCAAAUUACUGUUAUUGGCAGUGAAUUGGAAACGCUCCAAAAAUCAACCAGAGAGGAGAUGACAACCCAAAAUGACCUUAAGAUGAAACUAACGGACUUGGGAGUUGCUCUGAAAUGAAAAGGUUACUGCAACCAAAAAAACACCCCCAGUUUUUGGUCAUAGCAGCCCUUUACUGUCCUGAUUUCCCCCCCGUAAAAAUGGAAUAAUAAUACAGCAAAUAUUAUAUAUAGUUAUAGUGCGCUUUGACCAAGUUUUCCUGGCAGUCUGAUCCUCCUCCAGAGGGAGAGUGAUGUCAGGGAGGACAGGCUGAGGGCAGGACUUGGAGGGCAUGGAGAAAGACUCAUGCGGCCAUUGGUUGUCCUGUAUGCACAGAAUUGAAAUUAGGAAGCCUGAAAGAAAAUGGAAACAAUUCCAGUCUGCCUAAUGAUGCUUUAAUGACCCUGCUAGUGGUGAAAUUACACAUUCAAAUGGCUAUAUCUUUGGAAGUUCCCACUGUAAGGUAGUUAGAAGUAUGUGUUUUCUUUAUUUCAAUGUGUGUAUGUCAGUGUGUUAUUAGAUGUGUCUGUGUGAGUGUCUGUCUGUGUUUAUCUGUGUGUGGACUUGCCACAGUGUCCCUGGAUUUUUUUUUUUUUAAUGUUGGCGACUAUGCAUGGGACCCAGUUGUCUAUCUUCUCUGUCUACCUUUUUUUCUCUUUCUCUCCCUUUCCCCACUGUCUAUUCCUGCAGACAGCUGGUUGAAUUUGAGUGAAAUAUCCUCAGGGUUUUUUGCUUUGAGAAUUUCUCUUAAUUGCCUUAACUUCUGUUUUUCUAUGUUUGUAUUUAACAGAACGAACUUGAGAAAUGGUUAAACAAGUUGCGUUAACCUUAGAAUUCAGAGCAAAGUUGAAAUUUUAAACAAAAAGGCUAGAGGUUACAUUAUCUGUCAUCAGCCAGAACUCAAAUAUUAUUGUGCAUAUUUAAGACUAACAAUGUUUUAUUUAUAAUAAUAAAAUUGCAAUUCAUCCCAAAUAAGUGCUAUUGAAACAUUACAGAUUUUCAUGCAGCAUUACAUGUGUUUUACAACAAAACACAAAUUUAAAAGUGCAAGUAAAAAACUAUUGUUACUACAUACACUUGCAGACAAAAUGGAAAUUCUUAUCUCUGAAAAUAUACAAAAUAUAGUGCAAUAUUGCCAAAUACUAAAACCCUUUGAAAAAAACCCCACAAAAGUUUAUGUGGCAAACUAGGUGGCAAAAAAAAUCUUUUGUAUAUUGUUAUUUGUUUCAAGGAUUUAUUUUAAGUGUUUAUUAACAAUAUUUUUUUGCCCAAUACUUUUUUACUUGCAAAUGUUUAAACAUGCUUUUUAACAAAACACAGAAAGCUCAAUUAAAGGGACAGUCUAAGCACUAAAACAUCUGCAGGCCACUCUGGUGGUUAAUGUGCCUGGAGUUCUCUGGUGCUACCUCUCAGUAAGAAAACAAACUAUUUUUGAAUUGACAUUUGACCAUGUCUUGUCUGGUCCCAUGUUCCUUUCAGAUAUUGCUACACUAUGCGUUCCCAUUCUAGUUUAACAAUAGCAUUUUUUGUUUUACUUUGGGCAUCAUUCAUUGGAUGAGCGCUCCAUCUAUUGGUGGGGGUUUGGAACUGCAGCCCCACAGAUAUUGUUGCUUUAUAACUCUCAUAAUUUACUUCCAGUCAGUGACUAAAAGAGAAUUAUGGGCACGGCUGGGGCUGGGAUUGCAGUUUUACAAUUCUGAUUUAAUGAGUGGUAAUGUGCUUCCCUGGCACCAAGAUUGCACUUAUUAAUCGUACCUUAUUUACCAUGACUUUCAGACGCCCUUUUGAUAACACCCUACUUGUGCUGAUGCAAUCAUUGGAGUAAAAGUUGAAAGCUGCUGAAAGUCAAAUGCAAGCAAGUGAAAGAGUGAAAUGGGAGACUGGAAUUCAGGACUGUAAGCAAAGAUAAGAGAAGAAUGAACCCAGCCAGGAGGGUAAUAACUUGCAAAAGGCAAUAUAGAAGAAAUUUAAUAUAGCAAUCCACACAUUAAUAUUCAUUAACUUGGUGUCACCAUCUUGGCUUCCGUUCAGUUAUUGUAAUAUUCACUGUCUUUUGCACCUAUUAGUUAGCACAGAGGAGACAUGUAUAAUUUAUCAAUUAGGGACCAAAAUAAAAAAUAAACUUCUUCGGGCCACAGAGGAUUUUUAGAGGCUCACGUUCUAAGUAAAGGUAUAAUUAAUGAUUAAACUAUUUUGCAGAUACAAAUUACUUUAAAUACAUUUUUCAGGUUUUCUUACCGUUUAUGGGAUAUAUUACACUUCGUGUCAGCAAUCAGUUUUUCGUACUCUGGAAUCAUGUUUGAAAUCAAUGUAUUCAAAAUAUAUUCCCCUGUGUCUCUUUGUCUCCUCCCCCCAGCCCAUGUCUGUCUCUUUCCCCCCCUUCUCCAGACCCUCUGUGUCUCUUUGUCCCCCUUAUCCCCUUGGUGUAUCUCUUUCUCCCCAGACACUGUGUGUAUCUCUUUCUCCCCAACCCCUUUUUGUGUAACACUUUCUCCCCUUUCCAACCACUUUGUGUAUCUCUUGUGUACCCUCCAGCACCUUGUUUUUGUUUCCUCCCAGUCUUUCUGUGUCUCUUUGUGUGCCCCCAGCCCCUCUGGGUAUCUCCUCUUAGCACCUGUCUGUCUCCUUUGCCCUUUCCCUAGUCCCUGUCUGUCGCUUGUGCCCCUUCCCCAACCCCUUUGGGGACACUUUGUGUCUCCCAGCCCCUGUUUGUCUCUUGUGCCACUUCCCCAACACUUUGUCGCUUUCUCACCCCAGCCCUCUUUGUCCUCCACUCCUGCCAGCCCCUUAAGGUGUCUCCCCUCCGCCCCUGUCUUUCUUUUUUCCCCUUCCUAGGCCCUCUGUGUCUUUGCCCCCCAGCCCCUCUAUAUGUUUCUUUGUCCCCUAAGCCCCUCUGUGUAUUUCUUUCUCCCAAGACCUUUUGUGAGUCUCUUUCUCCCCUAUCCCUUUUAGUGUAUCCUUCUUCCAUUCUCAGCCCCUCCGCGUGUCUCUUCCCCCAGCACCUUGUCUUUUUCUCCCCCGAGUCCCUCUGUGUCUCUUUGUGUCUUUCAAGUUCCUCUAAAGUCUCCCCUUAGCAACCGUCUGUCUAUUUUGCCUCUUCCCUAGUCUCUCACUGUCUCUUUUGCCUUUUCCCCAACCUAUCUGUAUUGCUUUGGCCCCCAAGCCCCUUUUACCCCUCUGUAUCUGUUUGUGUCCCUGUGCUUGUUUGUCUCCCCCCACAGCCUCUCUGUGUUGGUUUGUGUCUCCACAGCCCCUCUGUAUCUGUUUGUGUCACCCAGCCCCUAUGUGUAUGUUUGUGUCACCCUUAGCCCCUGUGUUCCUGUUUGUGUCCACCCAGACCCUCUGUACCUCUUUGUGUCCACCUAGCCCCUCUGUGCCUUUUUGUCUCCCCCCCCAACCCCUCUGUCUCUGUUUGUGUCCCCCAGCCCCUCUGUACCACUUUGUCUUCCCCAGCCCUCUGUGUCUGUCUGUCUCCCUUUCCCCUCUGUGUCUGUUUGUCUCCCCCAGCCCCUUUGUGUCUGUUUUUGUCCCCGCAGCCCCACUGUGCCUGUUUGUCUCCCCCAGCCCCUAUUUUGCCUGCCCUCCACCUAGAGGUUUCUUUCUUUCCCCACCUGUGCUGGCUCACCUCCCUCUUGUAGUGUGGCAGUGCUGCGGACAGGGCCAUCUUUAACACAGGGCAGCUGUCCCACGGGCCCAGAUACUCCUGGGGGGCCACGCUGCCCUUAAUUUUUCCCCCCCAAUUGGGCCCCCGGCACUCUAAGGAGGCCCACUGGGUUGCCCAUUUACUAAGGGCCACCCGGUGGGCAUUUGUAAGCAGAGGCCUGGUCAUGCGCUUUGGCCCUUUAACAGCGCGACCGGGCCCUUUGUUUUCCUGUAGCCAGCAGGGCGGUGCGCGUCUCUCUGUUCUCUAUGGGAGGAAGUGACUUGCGGCUGUCACUUGCUCCCACAGAGAGCCUCGUGGGAGACAGCAGGGAGGCAGAGAGGAGCGGGGCUGAGCCAGGCAAGGUAGGAAACAUGUACAAAAGUGUACAUUUUGUGUGUGUAUGUAUGUCUGUCUGUCAGUGUCUUUGUGUGUCAGUAUGUCUGUCAGUGUAUGUGUCUGUGUAUGUCAGCAUGUCUGUCUCAGUGUCUGUGUGUGUGUGUCAGUAUCUGUCAGUACAUGUGUCUCUGUGUGUCAGUAUGUCUGUAAGUGUCUCUGUGUGUCAAUAUGUCUGAAUGUGUGGCAAAAUGUCUGUCAGUAUAUAUUUGUGUGUUAGUGUAUGUCUGUUUGUGUCAGCAUGUAUCUGUGAAUGUAUCAGUAUGUCUGUCAGUGAAUAUAUGUGUGUUAAAAUGUCUGACUGUGUGUGUAUGUGUCAGUAUGUCUGUCAGUGAAUAUUUAUGUGUUAGAAUGUCUGACUGUGUGUGUAUGUGUCAGUAUGUCUGUCAGUGUAUAUGUCUGUCUAGGUAUGUCUCGAAUCAUUCCACUGCGUUGGGGUCAAAGGCGUGAUUGUGGGGGAAGGAGGGUGCAGGAUCCAGGGGGCCCAAGAAAAUGCUUUGCCCAGGGUCCUAUUAAUAUUAUAGAUGCCAUGGCCGCGGACCUCCUGUAACUUCUCCUAGGUCUGACAUGAAGCAGUUCUGUGCUCUCAGUCAGCACUUGCUGUCAUACAUACCAUAGAGAGGGAACAAGAGUUCCUCUACUCUGAUCUGAGAUUUGGCCAUGCUACAUUCUGUGUGCUCCUCUCCUGAAGGUCAAAUGGAUCCUGUGCUCCCUGGGCCAGUUCGACUUAAGGCCUGUACCUCUUUAUGGUAGUGCCCACCCUGGGACCUCAUUGGUCACACAAAAUGUGAAAACAAGUCAUGUUGCAGUUUCCAUCCUGGCACAUGAAGUAUGAAAGCUGUUGGAUUGUCUGGUUCAGCGUCUCCACGCAGAGCGCAAAGAUGCUGGAUGCCAGCACUGACUCAGGAAGCACCUGUAGUGGCCAUCUGAGUGCCUGCCACUAUAGGUGUUACUAGGGGUGUUACUAGGAACCAAUGUAAACACUGCCUUUUCUCUGAAAAGGCAGCAUUUACAUUAAAAAGCUGCAGGGACACGAUAUAGACACCAUAAACACUACAUUAAGCUGCAGUGGUUCUGGUGACUAUAGUGUCCCUUUAAGCUGACACAUAUGAACUUAUUUAUUAAACUAAGCAGAAAACCAACAAGGAAAUUGCACAUUAAAGUCAAAAUAGUAAAAUUGGAAACUUUCCCCAGCUUAUCCUGUUUUUCAGAGCAGCUAUAUUAGCUUAAAAAUGUUCGCUUCCUUUUAAUGUGAGACAUAUCCAAGUAUAGUAAAUAAACUUCAUUUGUGAGUUUAUAAACAUAUGGAUUUAUUUAUAACUACCUGGAAAAGAUUGUAACAUAGUUUGAAGGAGAAAUCUUCUAGAAUAAGGAAAUAAGCAUUAUUUGCACAGUUACAUAAGAAUGUAGGCUGGGGGUGUGUGGAGGAAGUUGUAUAAGACAAGCCUGAGGCAGGCUUUUAACCUGAUGAAUCAUUAUUCUUUGGGUUCAUGUGGCUUAGAUCCAGGUUCCCUUAUCAAUGCAUCUGUAAUAACCACUUAACCUUAUUCUGCACUCAUUGCGCGGUUAUGGAUUUAGCUCAUAUUGUAAAUGAGCCAUCAGGUACCAUGUGCCUGUAAUUAUAUGACAUUUCAUUUUUAAUGGCCAAAGACACUUUGGAUGCAGUAAGUGAAUUUGAAAGGUCACAGCAGGUUCAUGCCAGUAUCUUGGACUCAGAAGAAGAGCCCCACCGUAGGUCUCCUCAUCAAUAGUAGAUAUCAUUUACUUUGGCUGAAGUAGCUGUAAGGGUUUUUGGGAGGGGGGUUGGGGCAAUUAAACAGCUGUUUACGAUAUAAAGACACAGUUUUGAAAGUGUAUUAAAAAAAUAUUUUAUUGGUUUUCAUGGCAGAGGUUAUACUCAAUUUGGUAUAGAAUUCAGGUUUCUAAGGAACUCAGGAGUCAAAUUUACCCCAAAUUGUUUUGCUAUUUAAAAACCGUUUACUGCAGGUUUUAUUGUUGGGAAACACUAAAUACACACAGCAAACAGUCUAAGCUCUUAAAAAGAGCUGGGCCUUCAGAUUAGGAUGAAGGGAUAUAGACUUUAAAGGGACGCUAUAGAGUUUAGAAUUCAAACAUGUAUCCCUUUUGCUAUAAUGUUUCAUUACCUAUUUAGGUGUUUAAAAGGUGAGUUUUAUUUACCUUUACUUCAAAAUUAAUCUCAGCCAAUCCAAUGCUUCCUCAUUGGAGAAUAUAUGCCAUGUUGCGUCAAUCAAAUGCUUUCUAUGGGCAGCAUUUGAUUAAAUAGCUGUCUGGGCCUUCUGUAUAGCUGUGGGCUCUGUCAGAAGCAAUCCUGUAUAAAAAAAGGCUUACAUUUCCCUACCAUUUUUCUUCUUAUUUCCUUAUAUCCUUUUUCUCCUUCUUCUAGAGUAUGUAACUUUGCACAUUUACCGGCUGAUUUGUCUAUGUUGUAGAAUGUUUUGAUGCUUUGUUAUUAUAUUAUAAUAGAGAUGUGUUUAACCCUGCAGCAUAAAACAUUGCCGUAUCUGAAGGGCCCAUGCACCAAGAAAGCAUCAUUGAGGUCUAGGUGACCUUAGUUUAGGGCUCGACAAAUCCCAGGCGCCAGGUCACCAUUGGCUACUAGAAAUUUUACCCUGGAGCCUGUGAUCUGUCAGCCCUUAAGUCAAGGUGGCCGCACAAGUGAGCAGUGUGUAUGUGUGUAUGCCAGUGUGUGUGUCUGUCAGAAAGUGUGUCUGUCUGUCAGUGAGUGUGUGUGUGUGUCUGUCAGUCAGAGAGUGUGUCUGUCUGUCAGUAAGUGUGUGUGUCUGUCAGAGAGUGUGUCUGUCUGUUAGUGAGAGUGUGUGUGUCUGUUUAGGUACCUGCCCUUCUCCGAUCGCAUGACAAAGGCGUUUUAGUCACCCCUUUACCACACUGUGCUGUUCCGCCAUGGCUGGUCCCGCCUCCAUGGCUGAGACGAUCAAUCUUUGUGAUCUCAAAACAAAAGCUUUAAUCGAGCCUUAAUUAGAGGGUGAACAAUCUAGUGGUAGUAGGAGAAAAUGGGGGGUAACCCCUAAUAUAUAUAUCUGAAACAGCAAAAGAAUUGGAGAUAAAACAAAAAUAAAAAAUAUGUAGUAACAAAAAACUACCAGUAGGUGUCACCAUAGGUUAGGAAAAAAAAUAAUUUGUAUCGAAAUUAAGUCUUUCUAUGUCUAUUAAUAAAACUUAACUUUUAAUAUGUUAAUACAUAAAAUAAAACAAAUGUGACAAGCAAUAUUAAAAUAGGGUCAGUAGUCACAAAUCUGUCUGUAAGAUACCAGUACAGAUCCUAUUUACAAAGUAGAGUAUAUUUAACCAAUAUCAAUCAAAUUACUGUACAAGAUAAUCAGUCAUGAGGUGUCACCCUUAGUUAUACAAAGCAGUUCUAAUUAAUACUGAGUUUAACUAAGGAUGCAAUCCUCAUAUUGUUUUGUUUAGCAGUUACAAAAGGCAGAUAGACCUAUCUCUGUGCUGUUAAUAUGGAUACAUUUCUCGCUGUGUAUUAAAUGGUUACAAAGUAGCAGUCUUUGAUUUAUAAAGUAUCUGUCAGGAUGGUUCUAAAUAGACCUGAAUCUCUUGCAUAGAAUAGUGCAGACAGAUCAGAAAAAAUGUUUCAGUGAAAGAAAAAAUGGGUUUUAUUCUAUAGAACAGACCUGCUGUAUUUCUGAGCUUCUAUUGUAUAGUUCACAUUGAAAUAAGCAACACAAGGUACUUAGAUCAGUAAGCUAAUGCUUAUCUUUUAGCUGGUCUGUAGUUCUUAUGGAAAAGAUUCUUAUCUCAUGUGCCUUCGAAGGGCACCCCUUAAUAAAAAAACCUGUCUAUUCUGUCUAUUGCCCACCACUCAAAAUUAGUAAUAAGUGAAAGUAAAUAGUCGAUCUUGGGACUGCUUGAUCCCUAAAAAAUGUUCAGGACGUCUAUACAUCAGGUCAGUAUUCUGUCAGUGCAGAUCUUGGCAAUUACCGAUUAGGUGUCCUGAGCCCCUGACGCGCGCGUUUCGCCAGGAUCGCUCAUCAAAGGGGAACUGAAGACAGGUAAGUGUCUGCUUUUUAAACGAGCAACUCAUCGAUGGUUGGCUGAGCACUUUGUCCAGCCUGCCAAUCGUGAGAGAGGAGGGUGUCCUCUUAUUUGCAAACUAUUUAACCCUUAGGUUGCUUGUCUAAUAUAUGGAAAAAAACAAAAAGUUUUAUUAAAGGACCAUACUCGUUUUCCUGGCACUAUAGUGCCCUGAGGGUGCCCGAACCCUCAGGGUCCCCAUCCCGCCCGGCUCUGGAAGGGGGAAAGGGGUAAAAACUUACCUUUUUCCAGCGCUGGGAGGAGAUCCUCCUUCUCUCCUCCCCGUCUGCUAAAUGCGCACGCGCGGCAAGAGCUGCACGCGCAUUCAGCCGGUCGCAUAGGAAAGCAUUAUCAAUGCUUUCCUAUGGACGCUGGCAUGCUCUCACUGUGAAAAUCACAGUGAAAAGCACGCAAGCGCCUCUAGCGGCUGUCAGUGAGACAGACGCUAUAGGGAAUGGGGGAAGGCUUAACCCAUUCAUAAACAUAGCAGUUUCUCUGGAGAAAAUGGGUUAACCCUAGCUGGACCUGGCACCCAGACCACUUCAUUAAGCUGAAGUGGUCUGGGUGCCUAGAGUGGUCCUUUAAUAGACAUAGAAAGACUUAAUUUCGAUAAAAAUAAAUUUUUUCCUAACCUAUGGUGACACCUACUGGUAGUUUUUUGUUACUACAUAUUUUUUAUUUUUGUUUUAUCUUCAAUUCUUUUGCUGUUUCAGAUAUAUAUUAGGGGUUACCCCCUAUUUUCUCCUACUAUCACUAGAUUGUUCACCCUCUAAUUAAGGCUCGAUUAAAGCUUUUGUUUUACGUUUAAAGGUGGCAACACCUAGGUUUUAAUACCUGUCCCCUAUGAGCUGUGUAAUUUACACUCGAAAAUACGUAUGAGUAUGGCAUCUUACUUAUCCUUAACAUCAAACUUUGAUUUUGGUUCAAAUGAAAUUAACAAUGUCUUUUCCCUAAACCCUUUGCCCAAAUCUAACCUUACAGAUAUUAAUGAGGCAUUUCUUUCAACUCAGGAUCUAUAUAAAGAACAAAUUAAAGUGUUUUGGGAAUUAACUAGCCUUAAACAAUACGUGGAGAAAAAAUUAGUACCACAGGGCCUAAGAUUUAACAUUUCUACACCAGACAAAGUGAAUACUGAGGACAAAAUAACUGGAGGGAACAACAUCCUCCUAGGUUGUUCUUUUAAACUAAUGAAGUAUCUAAUAAUAUUAGAACAAGAUCAGUUUGAAAUCACGAACCAAAAAUUAAAAGAACAAAUAACGUUAGUUAAAAAUUUCCAGCAAAAUACUGAUUUCAAACAGAUGGAAUCGAAAUUACAAGAAAAUCUUGAAGGUUUCACAAAAAAUAUCAGGGAGAAAAAACACUAUAAUUUUCAACGAGACCAUCAAGAUUUCAGUGAAGGAAAUAUUUUUAAAAUCAAGGGAUGUUCUAAAAAACGCUACAACAGUAGAAACUCCUCUAGAGCAGAUAAUACCGAUUGGUCCAGUUCAGAUUUUUCAGGCAAUAGACCCAGAGGCAGAUCCCUAACCAAGAAUACAGACAGUUCAAACUCUAAAAAUAAAGGCAUUCUGAAAAAUGUAACUGGCUAAAGGAUACUAAUCUUUUUGGACGCAAAUUGGCACUUAGCGCCCUACAUAAAAAGAAAGACGACCAAAUGGCUAAAGAGAUAGGACUCGAUCCAGAAGACAUACAACAUGUCAGCACACUACUAUCUUUAUUGGAAGAUCAAAGAUCCUCCUCUAACAGACUUGAAACCUCAAAGUUGGUAUACCCCAAUAAUUUUAUAGAGAUUAUCAACAUCGAUUUAUUUGUACAAUUAACUACAGAUAAAAUUGAACAACUAAACAUUGCACAAACACCAAGGAUUACUAACUUAUCUUUAAUUGAAAAUCAAGCCCUACAAGAACUAAGAUUGGCAAAGAAUUUAAUAAUUAAACCAUCUGAUAAAGGGGGCAAUAUUGUACUAAUGGACAAAGAAAGUUAUAUUGAUAUGUGCAUGAUCCAUCUCAGUGAUAUCUUUAAUUACAAAAAACUUCAUGGGGAUCCCACCGUACAAUACUUGCAUGAGUUAAAACAAAUGAUAAAUAAGGCCAAAGAUUAAGAAUUCAUUACUCAAGAGGAAGCUAAAUGUUUGCUAUCCAAUAAUAGACUAACAAUAGCUACUUUUUAUUGCCUCCCCAAAAUUCAUAAGGAUGCGACAAAUCCACCGGGCAGACCGAUAGUUUCAGGAAACAACUCAUUGACUGAAUAAGCGAGCAAAUUUAUGGAAAAAAUAUUACAUCCCCUGGUUAUUGAAUUACCUUCGUAUCUAAAGGAUACCAAACAAAUCUUACUACUGUUAGAGAACCUGAUAGUACCUCCAUAUACACUUAUUGCCAGCCUUGACGUGGUCUUGCUGUAUAACAAUAUACCACAUGAUGUCGGUUUAAAAGCUACGACAUAUUUACUGGAAAAAUCAAAAAAUUUAAAACAUCACAGAAAAUGUUCCUUAGUGAUUAGUUGGAGUUUAUACUUACUCACAACUUUUUUGUGUUUAAUGGUGAGUACUACCUUCAAACUAGGGGCACAGCCAUGGGAACGACAUGUGCCCCUAGCUACGCAAAUUUAUACCUAGGAUUGUGGGAAACCACUAUACUGAUUGAAACAACAACUACAGGGUAUAACCAAUGCAUCUGUAGUUGGCAUCGGUACAUAGAUGAUAUCCUGGUAUUCUGGACAGGCCCAAUCUCUAUAUUUGAAGAACUGGUAUCCCAACUCAAUAUAAACGACAUUGGCUUAAAACUCACCCAUAUAAUCAGGGAGGAUCAUUUGGAAUUCCUUGACCUUACCAUUAGAUUGACACCAGGAGGCGAAAUCGAGACGGAACUAUACAGAAAGCCCACGUCUUGUAAUAACCUCUUGAACUGACAGAGCCACCACCCAUAUAAGUUGAAGGCAGGGAAUUCCAUUGGACAAAACCUGAGAGCCAACUGUUCAAAUGAGGAAAUCUUUCUUGAGGAAGCAAAGACCUUGAGGAAGUGUUUCAAACAACAAGGUUAUCCCAACAGGAUUUUGAAACAGGCUUUUCAAAGGGUCUUAAAAAUGGAUAGGGCAACAUGCCUCAGGAACCAAAGAACUCAACCCAAAAAAAAUAAUAAAAAAUAUUAGAUGCAUAGGAACUUACAAUCAGUUCUGGAACCCGGUUCGUAAAAUCUUUUCGGACAACUGGCCCAUUUUAACUCACGAUAAAGAUGUAGCAAGUAGCAUCCAACAGUUUCCUAGCAUUACUCCUCGACGACCACAAAACAUACGUGACCAACUAGUGCAUAGUCACUUGGAAUCUACACAAUCACCAAAAACAUGGCUCAAACCAACAAAGGGUCUAUACAGAUGUGGACGUUGUAAAGCCUGCAAAUUUAUUACACCAUCUAAAGUUGUGGAAUGCAGUAAUACAAAAAAAUUUAUACUAUAAAAGAUUUUGCAAACUGCAGCACAACAAAAGUCGUUUAUGUAAUAACAUGCAGUUGCAAGCUCCAGUACAUAGGAAAGACGUACCAAGAAUUCAGGAGAAGAAUCCUUCAACAUAUAAAUUCCAUGAAAAAUCAUAACAUCUCCACACCGGUCGCCAAUCACGUCAGAAAUUUCCAUAAUGCUGAUCCGUCGAACCUUACUUCUCAAAUACUAGAACGAGUUCAUGUAAAUACCAGAAAAGGGAAUUUUUAUUUAACUUUACUCAAAAAAGAAUCCAGAUGGAUUCAUCAAUUUAAGACUCUGUCUCCCCAGGGCCUUAAUGAGGAGUUAAAUUGUACACCCUUUAUUCAUAAUUAAUUUCCUUUACUAACGGUUGGAAGGAGGGGAAAAAAAAAACGAAUUACCUUAUUUUCAUUAAAAAAUUUAAUUCUCAGAAACACAUUGUUAGGAAAUAACCAUAUUAAUAGGAAUACACUGGAUAUCUUACUGGUAACAAGGAAUGUCCACUUAAUUGAAUUUAAAUAGAACAAUUCUCACAUCUGGCAUAUUCCUCGGUUGUACAUAUAACAAUAUAAAAGUUCCACAUUUUUAUAACACUAUAUACGUUGGUCUGAAGGUCCAGAGAAUACGUUUGAAUAAAAUUCACUAAAUAGCUACAGCUUUAUCUAUUCAGACAGAAAUAUUCACAGUAGACGAUAUAGGAAGAUUAAAGCUCCCUUUCAGUACAAUUGUGGCACACACUAUAUAUUUUUUGUAAUGAAUCAAUAUAGAGAUACAAAUCAUCCUUUAGGAGAACUAAAAAAAUUUGGUUACUGCCAAAUCCUAGCUAAUGUUGUUUAAAUAGAAACUGGCUUUGAAUGGGUUAAACUUUUUUCUUACUGUAGUUUAGAUACACUGACAUAGAUGCCAUCACUACAUAACAUACGUAUUAGAUAUGAAUUAUUAACAUUCACUCCAAAAGAGUUUUUUUUUCAUAUAUUAGACAAGCAACGAAAGGGUUAAAUAGUUUGCAAAUAAGAGUACGCCCUCCUCUCUCACGAUUGGCAGGCUGGACAAAGUGCUCAGCCAACCAUCGAUGAGUUGCUUGUUUUAAAAAGCAGACACUUACCUGUCUUCAGUUCCCCUCUGAUGAGCGAUCCUGGCGAAACGCGCGCAUCAGGGGCUCAGGACAUCUAAUCGGUAAUUGCCAGAUCUGCACUGACAGAAUACUGACCUGAUGUAUAGACGUCCUGCACAUUUUUAGGGCUCUAGCAGUCCUAAGAUCGACUAUUUACUUUCACUUAUUAAUUUUGAGUGGUGGGCAAUAGACAGAAUAGACAGGGUUUUUUAUUAAGGGGUGCCCUUCGAAGGCACAUGAGAUAAGAAUCUUUCCCCUAAGAACUACAGACCAGCUAAAAGAUAAGCAUUAGCUUACUGAUCUAAGUACCUUGUGUUGCUUAUUUCAAUGUGAACUAUCCAAUGGAAGCUCAGAAAUACAGCAGGUCUGUUCUAUAGAAUAAAACCCGUUUUUUCUUUCACUGAUACAUUUUUCUGAUCUGUCUGCACUAUUCUAUGCAAGAGAUUCAGGUCUAUUUAGAACCAUCCUGACAGAUACUUUAUAAAUCAAAGACUGCUACUUUGUAACCAUUUAAUACACAGCGAGAAAUGUAUCUAUAUUAACAGCACAGAGAUAGGUCUAUCUGCCUUUUGUAACUGCUAAACAAAACAAUAUGAGGAUUGCAUCCUUAGUUAAACUCAGUAUUAAUUAGAACUGCUUUGUAUAACUAAGGGUGACACCUCAUGACUGAUUAUCUUGUACAGUAAUUUGAUUGAUAUUGGUUAAAUAUACUCUACUUUGUAAAUAGGAUCUGUACUGGUAUCUUACAGACACAUUUGUGACUACUGACCCUAUUUUAAUAUUGCUUGUCACACUUGUUUUAUUUUAUGUAUUAACAUAUUAAAAGUUAAGUUUUAUUAAUAGACAUAGAAAGACUUAAUUUCAAUAAAAAAUAAAUUUUUUCCUAACCUAUGGUGACACCUAUUGGUAGUUUUUUGUUACUACAUAUUUUUUAUUUUUGUUUUAUCUCCAAUUCUCUCGCUGUUUCAGAUCUUUGUGAUCUAAGUUUCCCAUAGGAAAGAAUUUGGAGGAUAUUGCACAUGCGCAGGGAAAAACUGCUGUGUGUCUCCUCAUAGAGAUGCAUUGAAUCAAAGUUCAGUGUCUCCAUGCAGUCACUGUGCAGCACUGACCUAGGAUUUUCUAGUGGCCAUUUGAGUAAUUACCACUAGAGGUGUUACUAGGCAGCAAUGUUAACACUGCCUUUUCUCUGAAAAACUACAUUACGCUGUAGUGGUUCUGGUGACCCUUUAAGAAUUGCAUUUUUCCUGUUGAAAAUAAAACUUUGUUAGUUUAAAAAAAACCUGUCUCUUAACUUUUUUAGCUGGCUCCUGGAUUCCAAACACGUUUUUUGUCAAGCCCUGCCUUAGUUGUCCUUUAAAGAAAGACACUUUGGGAGUAUGUCAUGAUAAACAAUUAAUAAUAAAGCUUGUUUUUGUUUUUGUAUUGUUAUUAUGAUUCUAUAUAUCAGGUAUUCAUAUGUUCUGUUGCUUCAUCAGUCAAUAUUGUCAGUUUCCUUGUGUAGGGACACAUUCUUAUUGAAAAGCUAUAAAGCAUAAUUUAUUAGUUUGUAUGAGAAGGAGGGUGUAGUGCUUCACACUGUUUUAUGCUUUAUGCUUUUUUAGCUUUCACUUCUACCAAAAAUCAGGCACCAAGUUAAUACCUGGGAGAUAGGCUGAAUAAUUAUGGGCCCAUAACAGGCAAUCCUGCAUUAAAAUACUUCUAUUUACCUACUAUUUAUGUCCUUAUUUUAGAGUAUGUAACAUGGUGUAACAUAUAUUUUCACUUUACACAUUUACCUGCUGAUUUGGCAAUGCUGUGGAAUGUGUUGUUGCCUUAUUACAUUAUAAUAGUUUUCAUAGCUCUCGUCUUGCUUGUUCUUAGGAAAGAAGAAGUGUAAGUGUCCAGGUCUCGGCAUUUUCUACACUAUCCUGUCUACCUUUUUCUUCUCAUCUAGCGCUCUACUAGUGAAGAAAAUAGAAGGCUUGCACUCAGUUGAAAUCAGUGCAAUUCGCUGUGUUUUCCAGAUGCUUUUUGUUCUCCCCGGUUUGGUUUAUUACAAGUAAGUUGAAAACAGGACAAAGUUUCUAUUAUCCUCCUUCCCCAGCCCUUCUGUGUGCCUCAUGUUUCCUUCCUCAACCCCUCUGUGUGUCUCUCUUUUCCUCUCAGACCCUUUUAUGUGUCUCUCCUUUCCUAGCCCUUUUUGUGUGUUUUUUUUACUACCCCUCUCCCCUUUGUAGUCUCUUACCCCUUUCCCAUUUGCAGUGUGUGCUUACCUUCAUGUAAUGUGGCUGAGUGGUCAGCAGUAGAAGAUCUUUCUGUAUUCUCUACUUGGUCUGAAAGGAAGCUGCUUGCUGAGGGCACUGAAAAACUUCCUGUCAGACCGGGUAAAGGAUACAGAAGAUCCUCUACUGUGGUCCACUAAGCCACAUUACAUGAAGUGACCGGAACCCUCUUAUGGUUGCACUGGCCUUGGGUGCAUGUUGUUGCAGAAUAGGCUGUAUAGAUUGAGCAAUUCACUAAAAUUGAAUGGGUGAGAUUGGGUAGAGCUCCACUUAACCAAAGAAUUAGGUAUUGAUACUUCAGUAGUGGGAAACUAAUAGAAACCAUGUUAAAGGAUAGGGUUGUUGAGCAUCAAGAUCAGAGACAACAUGGGUUUACUUCAGGGAGAUCAUGCCAAACAAAUCGUAUUGAUUUUAUUGAUUGUGUAACUAAAAUAAAAGAUCAGGGUGGUACAGUAGACAUUGCUUACCUAGAUUUCAGUAAGGCUUUUGACACUGUUGCACAUAGAAGGCUUAUCAAUAAACUGCAAUCUUUGAGCUCCGACUCCAAUAUUGUUGAAUGGGUGAGGCAGUGGCUGAGUGACAGGCAACAGAGGGUUGUAGUCCAUGGAGUAUAUUCGAAGCAUAGUCUUGUCACCAGUGGGGUACCUCAGGGACCCAUUCUCUUUAAUAUUUUUAUUAGUGAUAUUGCAGAAGGUCUUGAUGUUUAGGUAUGUCAUUUUGCUGAUGGUACAAAGAUUUGCAACAGGGUUGAUGUUCCAGGAAGGAUAAGCCAAAUGGCAAAUGAUUUAGGUAAACUAGAAAAAUGGUCAGAGCUGUGGCAAUUGAAAUUUUAUGUGGAUAAGAGCAAAUUAAUGCAUCUUGGGCGUAAAAACCCAAGGGCAGCAAAUAGAAUAUUUGAUACAGUCCUCACCUCAACACUGGUGGAAAGGGAUUCAGGGGUAAUUAUUUCAAAUGACUUAAAGGUAGACAGACAAUGUAAUAGAGCAGCAGGAAAUGCUAGCAGAAUGCUUGGUUGUAUAGGGAGAGGUAUUAGCAGUAGAAAGAGGGAAGUGCUCAUGCCAUUGUACAGAACACUGGUGAGACCUCACUUGGAGUAUUGUACACAGCACUGGAAACCAUAUCUCCAGAAGGAUAUUAAUACUUUAGAGAGAGUUCAGAGAAUGGUUACAAAAUUGGUUAAUGGAUUGGUACCAGGAAAGAUUAAAGUAUCUUAACAUGUAUAGUUUGGAGGAAAGAUGAGAAACAUUUAAAUGCAUAAAGGGAAUCAACACAGUAAAUGGGGAGACUAUAUUUAAAAGAAGAAAAAAUACCACAACAAGAGGACAUAGUCUUAAAUUAGAGGGGCAAAGGGUUAAACAUAUCAGGAAGUAUUACUUUACUGAUAGGGUAGUAUACUCAUGGAACAGUCUUCCAGCUGAAGUGGUAGAGGUUAACACAAUGAGGGAGUUAAGCCCAUGUGGGAUAGGCAUAAGGCUAUCCUAGCUAUAAGAUAAGGCCAGGGACUAAUGAAAGUAUUUAGAAACUUGGGCAGACUAGAUGGGCCGAAUGGUUCUUAUCUGCCGUCACAUUCUAUGUUUCUAUGUUCAGAGAAUGGAGCCUAUCCCUGAAACCCAGAUGCUGUUUACUUAUUUUUUCUCUUUUCAUCUACAGGGUUGGUUUUCUGGGACCUAAAGAUCAGCGGAUUUUUCUUUUUCUGCGAGGAUUUCUUGGCUCCAGUGCAAUGAUCUUGCUCUAUUAUGCUGUUCAGUCAAUGCCUCUUGCCGAUGCCACUGUGAUUACCUUCAGUAGCCCAGCCUUCACUUGCAUUUUUGCCUGCCUCUUACUCAAGGAGAAAUGCACUGUGUGGGAUAUUAUUUUCAUUUUAUUUACAAUUACAGGAGUUGUACUCAUAGCAAGGCCUCCGUUUUUAUUUGGAGCACGCAUUGAAGGCCUUGAGGAGGAUUACUCAGACCAUUUGAAGGGCACAAUAGCAGCUAUUUGCAGUGCUGUGGGAGCUUCAUUAACCCUGGUUGUCCUGAGAAAAAUGGGAAAGUCUGUACAUUACCUGCUCUCAAUAUGGUAUUAUGCCAUUAUUGGUCUCAUUGAGUGUGUAAUUGCCCUCUUCGCACUUGGAGAAUGGAGAUUACCUUCUUGUGGAUUAGACCGAUUUCUCCUAAUUUGUAUAGGCCUUUUAGGCUUGGGAGGGCAAGCCUUUCUUGUAAAAGCUCUACAAAUUGAGAAGGCCGGGCCUGUGUCUAUCAUGAGAACGAUGGAUGUAGUUUUUGCGUUCAUAUUCCAAGCUUUAUUUCUUAACCAUACUCCAACGCUGUUGACAGUGGGAGGAGCUUUGUGUAUUGUUGCAAGCACAGCAGGAACUGCUAUUUUAAAGUGGUACAAUAGCUCCAAAAAAGCAAAACAAAGCCAAUUGUAGCCAAUAGAUGUCAUUCACUGAGGAGGGCCACAUUGUCCUCGCUUUCUUCUAUUUAUAUAUUUUUUGUGUUAACUGUAGAGAAACAAUGUGUACUUUUUUAGUGCACUUUGUUAAGUGACGUUUAGAUGGUAUUCUGCUUGGGUGCACACCCUUAUACAAUGUGCUGCACACGCCUCUACAAGGCAACCAAAUGCGUUUAGUUUUUAUACUACAACUGACUUAAUAAGAAUGAUGAAAAAUCAAGUACUGUAUGUAGAUUAGAAACAGAAAAAUGAUUAUUUAUUGCCUCUAUAGAUGAGCAAACAUGUUGUGGUUCGAAAUUAGUUUAUAAAUAUAUAUUUACAUACAUUUUUAAUCUUAAUCUUUUUUAAUGAUAACAAUGGUAUUUAUUUUUUUAAAGUGACAAAACUAAAACAUAAUGCAGGGUUUACAGUGCAAGACAGGGUAUUUUUGUACAAAUUCUUAGCAUUAACACUUUGCUCAUCUCUUGAGUUCUAUGCUUUUAUAGGUGCUGGUUGCAUACCUAGAAAAUAUUUCUGUUUUUCUUGCUUGUAGUUACCUUUCCCUGGAUAAGGGAGGAAACACUUCUUGGUACCAAUGAAUGGAUUGCCACGAAGGGUGUAAGAGUUCCUCAACUAAAACUGCCCAUAGUUCUCAUUUUGGGGGUUCAGCAGGAAUGAUUAUAUAAGCAGAACUACAUGUUCUUCCAGUUUGCUUAUACCUUAAGCAGUGACAUCUCCACUGCCAAAUCAUUAACUCCAAGAAAAUCAGAAAUUUUCCAGGUUUGACAGCAUUUUCAGAAAUGACCAUAGAAUUGGGAUGAGCAACUACUGUUCUUGAUUUACAUAUGUCCCUCUUACUAAAGAUCACAAGUGGACAAGCACUUGCAACUAAUUUAAAGCACUUUUUAUUUACUUCUUCUAGUAGAGUUAAUUCAACAAAUUUGAUUUUAUUUUUAAUAAUUUUGCACAUUACUAAGAGGCAAUUUAAAUGUCAGCGGGGCUCAACCCCAGUUAAAAAGACGCCAACUUGAUGUUGGAGGAUUUUAGUAUAAUUUAUUACAUAUUCAUGUUCAUUUGUGCUGUUGCAGACAUUUAAUUAUUUAGAACAUCUAUGGCAAAGGUGCAAUAAUAUUUAUGAGGCCAGUGUUGACCACAAUAAGAUUGACAAUUUGUAGCCUUUUUACCCAGCAGCUGGGAAGCACUUAUUUUAUUACUCAUAGCAAGCUAGCUCAGUUCUGGUUUGUUCCUGUAUGUGACAGACUGUAACUUUAAAGGGAUACUAUAAGUGCCAGGAAUACAAAGCUGUAUUCCUGGCACUAUAGCCCUAUUGUCUCCCCUUCCCUCUUGUGCCUCCUCCCCGGUGAAUAAAGGUUAUAACCCCUUUUUUUUUACUUAUCUUACACCAACGCCGAUGUCCCUCGGCAUUGGCUCGCGGCUCUUCCUCCUUUUCUAUCCUGAGACGAGCGUGCGCUUAUGUGCACACGCAGCAAAUGCUGCACGGCAUUAGACCUCCCCAUGAGAAAGCAUUGAAUCAGUGCUUUUCUAUGGGGAACAAUCUGAUGCUCGAUGUCCUCAUAUAGAGCGUGAGGGCAUCCAGCAUCAGAUACCGGACCAAAGGUCCAUUUGGAUGCAGGAAGCAUCUCCAGUGACUUUCUGAGAGACAACCAUUGGAAGCAGACUUAGUGCUACAAUGUAAACAUUGGAGUUUCUCUGGAAUUGCAAUAUGGACACCACCCAGACCACUUAAAUGAGCUGUAAUGGUCUGAUUGCCCCUUUAAGAAAUUUGCAGGAUUGUUUAGCAUGUAGCAGAUUUUUUUUCUCUAGGCCACAUUGUACUUCUGAAUAUUGCAGUUCCACAUGUAUAUAUCAUUCACUUUAAAAGUACAG